Molecule: messenger RNA, 6067 nt
Organism: Myripristis murdjan (pinecone soldierfish)
Lineage: Eukaryota; Metazoa; Chordata; Actinopteri; Holocentriformes; Holocentridae
Product: interferon-induced very large GTPase 1-like
Exons: 4
Coding region: 1-4956 (1651 amino acids)
Molecular function (GO): GTP binding
Source: RefSeq, a predicted model, not a curated record
AUGGAGAAAGUCUGGGCUCAGACGUGGGACUGGAAGGAGCAAAAAACAAAGAGGUUUCCUCUCGGCAUCGAGGCUCAGGCUCGUUGGAGGCAGCGCUCCUUCCCACAGACGGAGAAAAGUACCAUAGAUGAAGACAGGACAGGUGAAGAUACAGGUGAAGACAAGGACAAGGUUGGACAAAAACAGAACUUGGUGAAGACUCCUGAAGCAAUCACCACAAUGGAGCAAAGAAGCAAAGAAGUGGAGGCCCUCUUCAGCAGACUUCACCUUGAAAACUACAAAAGUCAACAGAAGCUGACACCUGCAGUUUUUCUUAAAAUAGGGCCAAGUGUAAAACAGCAACAUGAGACAUCUGAGAAGGAUUUAGCAGAUACUUACAUCCAGAGGUUGAUGACGCUGGAUCAUAGAGCCAGAUACAUCGCUGUAAAAGAAGACCCAGCAGUCAGUCAUCCAAACCAAGUUCAAACACCUGACAGUGCUGGUACAGAUGAAAGUGUUUUUGAUGCUUUUUUCAGCACAGAGCAAGAAACUGAGCAAAGAAAACAAAGUCAUGUUCAUCCAAUGGAUGUUCAGAUGGCAGUAUUUCACUGCUCAGACAGUUUUCUCAAGCUGGACAUCAUUUCCAAGUUAUCCCAAUGUCAGUAUGCUUUACCUUUGCUUGUCCCUGACCCGUUUAAAAUGGAUAUUGUGUGUCCUAUGUGGACAUUUAGACAAAUAAGAAAAAGCUGGAAGCAGACAGAUGACUCAAACCUUGUGACAAUGAAGAGUGUGCCGAUCUGCAAAGCUGAGACACCCAUGGUGGCAUUUCUCCGGCUUGGUUCAGUGUCAACAUCUAAAUCUCAGCUGAUGAGCAGCUUAAUCAAUGAGCGUCACAACACAUUCUUUCAUAGAAACUGCCCAGGCAGCACCAAAUCUCGCUACUUGAUUGAUGGCUUGGCUGAGAUUGCCUGGUACUGCCCUUCUGGAAAACCCAAUGAUGUAUUCACUGACUGCAUUGCUUUCUGUAAUCUCCAUGGUGAUGCUCUGUCAUGUGAGACACAGCGGGACAUACUGAUUGAAAAAUCCUCAGUCAAUGUUAUUUUGUUACCAAGUCUGGAAAAAAGUGGAAAAAGUUCUACAAUAUUGUCAGACCUUCUCAAGUCUCCAAAGCCCCUCAUUUGUCUGAUUGCUGAUAAUGCUAGUGCUGCAGUUGAGGUCAAAGAAGGCACAAGAAAGUACAAAAUGGGUCUAAAAGACAAAAGUCUGUCAGAAGUAUCUGAAGAGCUGAAAGCAAUCAUCAAAAAGAUUUUGUCCAGUCAAUACAACACAUUCAAGCUUGAAAGCAUGACCGAGGUCCGUGGGAUCAGGAUGGAUGAAGAUGAUGAGGCCUGCCAGAGAGGGAAAUCUGUUGCUUUGCAGAUACAGAAUUUGCUUGAGGAGAAGGACAUCUCAAAGAUCAAAGACACAUUCCUCCAGUGUCAAGGGAAAUUGUGGAAAAAGUGGUGCGAAAAACACAAAGGCCUGUAUCGCCUCCAAGGACAGAUUGAGAAGGAAAAAUGUCAAACAGAAAAAGAACUGAAACAAAUACGAGAAAAACAAUGUGAUGUUGCAUCCAAUGAACUUAUGAACUUGUUUUUGAAGAACCUCCGGUAUCUGCAUUCACAUGAGAAAAAGUAUUUCCUGAAGUGGACUGGAAUCUUGCUGGAUGAUCUCUCCACAGAUGACCUUUCUGGGAUUCUGCAAGCAUAUGAUGAAAAGUGGACUGAAGUCUUGAAUUUGAAAAAGAAAGAUGAAAAAGGAGAGAAACACAACCAGACAAAAAAACAAAGUGUUGAAAAACAGAGAGCUGAACUUGAAGAAUUAUCAGCAAAACUGCAGUCAGCGACCUUUGGCUUGGAGCACAUGUUUAGGGAAAUGGGGCAGAUCUAUGAGGCCCAUGCAUCUGUCAACAGAACGACAGGAGAGCUGAACUGGUCCAACUACCCUGAACUGGCUGCAGAGCUGAUGAUAUCAGGACACCCAAUGGAGCUGAUGGAUGGUGACGCUGGUCACGUGCCUUUAACAUGGAUCACCUGUCUACUAGACGCUGUCAUCAAGAAACUGGGAGACAAGCGAAUUUUUGUUUUGUCAGUUCUAGGCAUCCAAAGCAGUGGAAAAUCAACAAUGCUGAAUGCCAUGUUUGGCUUACAGUUUGCUGUCAGCGCUGGCAGGUGCACGAGAGGUGCCUUCAUGCAGCUAGUCAAAGUUUCAGCAGAGAUCCAGAAAGACUUUAAAUUUGACUAUGUUUUAGUUGUGGACACUGAGGGACUGCGUGCUCUUGAGUUGGCAGAGAACACCAAUCUUCACCAUGACAAUGAAUUGGCAACGUUUGUCAUUGGUCUGGGAAACCUGACUUUGAUCAACAUCUUUGGGGAGAAUCCAGCAGACAUGCAAGACAUUCUUCAGAUUGUUGUACAGGCUUUCAUGAGGAUGAAGGAGGUAAAUCUCUCUCCAAGUUGUGUGUUUGUUCACCAGAAUGUUACAGAUAUUGCAGCUGGAGAGAGAAACAUGGAAGGAAAGAGACGCUUACAAGAAAAACUGGACAAGAUGGCCCAGCUAGCUGCCAAAGAGGAAGUGUGCAAUGCUGACUGCUUUAGUGACAUCAUUACAUUCAAUGUACAAACAGAUGUUCAAUACUUUGCCCAGUUAUGGGAGGGAAGUCCACCCAUGGCGCCUCCGAACCCAGGCUACAGCGAGAGCAUCCAAGAGCUGAAGAACAUCAUCCUCACAAAAGCAUCAAAAUCUGAAGGACUGACUCUCUCACAGUUCAGAAGCCGCAUUUCAGACCUCUGGAACGCCUUGCUGAAUGAACAUUUUGUUUUCAGCUUCAAAAACACACAGGAAAUUGCAGUGUACAGAAAACUUGAGGUCCAGUAUGGGAAAUGGACCUGGGCCUUGAGAUGUGCCCUGUUGAACAUUGAACACCAGCUUCAUAACAGAAUUGAAAUUGGAAAACUUGACAAGGUUGCUCACAGUUAUCUUGUUAAGGAGAUGACCACUACUCAAGAAGAUGUCCAAAAGGCCAUGAAGACAUACUUUGACGAUGAUGAAGAUAAAGAGAUGUUGGUUCAAUGGCGAGGUCGAUUUGAAAGCAAAAUAAAGGAGUUUCAUGAUGAACAGGUGAAAGAAGUUAAAAGAAAGCUGGAGGAAGUUAUCCAGCAGAGGAAAGCCUGCAAAGAGCUGGAUGACAAAAAGGCCGAGUUUGAGAACAAGCUACUGCAAAAAAGCAAAGAGCUCGCUCAUGAGUUAAAAGACAAGGCAAAAGAUGAAAAGGAACUUCAAAAGCAAUUCAACAGAAUUUGGGACGCUCGAGUCAGGGAAUUAGAAGCAGCUGCACCCAAAAUUAAGGAUAUUUACAUUGAAGAUGAUUUGUUUUGUAUCCUUACUGACCUUGGCAUUGAAUGGUCUCUUAUAUUUGAAUGCAAGAAACGGGGUAAAUACAAAAACAUGCCAAAGAUAGGUAACUAUUUUGGUUAUGUAACCAUAACCAAGGGCAAUUUGGCAGCCAAAGCAUGGGAGAAUCUUAAGGCUGCCCUUAGAAUGAAUACUCUUCCUUAUGAAGAGAACCAACAGAUCAGAUCCUUCAUCACUGAGGUUGAGAGACAGUCCAUAGAGAAAAUUCAGACCAAGCCUGUUGCUAGUAGAGGCUACACUUCCACCUACUUGCAUGAAGUAGCCAGUAAUGUCAAAGACAAAGUCAAAGCUUUUGAAUCAGAGACAAAGACAUACACUUUCAAGAAUGACUUUACAGUCGAUCUUUUACUGUAUGUAUGUCACAUUGCAGGGAAUCAGCUAUUAAAGUCUCAUGAGGAAUUCAAGACCAAUAAUGAUCCACUGACUUAUUUAGAAAGCAAGAAAGACCAUCAUUACAGGAUAUUUGUGAGCUAUUGUGAAGGUAACUCCUCUGCUGCUGUGCUUGGUGAACUGAUCUGUAACAAACUGAAGGACUCCACAGUUCAGGCUGUGUACAACAUGACUGCCAUGCAGCUGGCUGACGAGAUGAUGCACAGUUACCCACCCCUCAGUGGAAACAAGGCUAACUUGGAGAAACACAUUUUAAAGUCACUGGCAGAGAAAGAGGACUUUGACAGCUACAUAAACUACCUCAGGCGCCCAAGAUCCCACAUGGAGUCUUUCAUAAUAGAAGAAGUAGAGAAAUACAUCCUCACUGAACACAAGGACAAAGCACUCAGUGCUCUAGAGAAAAACGUGAAACGUAUAGAGAAGCUUGUGAGUGAUGCAGUGGAAACUGCAACUGAGAAUGUCAAAACUCAGGGAGGAGACAUUGACACGUGGCUGGAGGAGUUCUCCAGUUCUCUGGAAGAUGAGCUGGCAUUUUCUACAAACUAUGGUCAAAAUUUUGGUGACAUAAACGACUUUGAUUUUUUCAAGGAAGAGCUAGACAAAGGCAUUAAAUCCAUUGUUGAGGAGAUGAGUAGCCUCACGAUAGUCAGUAUGGAACAAUUCAGUGAGAGGCCUGAUCAACUGCUUAUCGACCACAAAUGUAAGACCUGCUGGACUCAAUGUCCUUUCUGUGGAGCCGUUUGCACCAACACAUAUGAGGAUCACAGUCCUAAUGAUCAUAUGGUCACUUUUCAUCGCCCCGAUGGGAUCAAGGGGUGGCAUUUUAGAGGUACAGUAGAACUAUCCAUUGAUUUCUGCUCAACAUUAGUUACAAGCAAUCAGGCGUUUUACCCUAAUUCUUCUUCAGAUCAGGCUGUUCCUUAUAAAGUGUACAAAACUGCUGGAGGUAAAUAUGCUGAGUGGAGCAUCACACCUGAUAAUUCUACACUGGCAUACUGGAAGUGGUUUGUAUGCCGAUUUCAAAAGGACCUAGAAGAUUACCAUGAAAAAAAAUUUAAGGGCAAAGGAGAGAUUCCCAGUGAAUGGAAACGUUUCACCAAAGAAGACGCCAUCAAAAGUUUGGAGAGCCUGUAAAACCUGUGAGUGACCCAGGGACAAAAAGAGCCCUUCUCAAAGUAACGAGGCUCUCUGAUCUUCACCUGAAAACUCAUGAGGGGAAUUCUAACAGCAAGAGAUUCAUAAAGACUUCGUCACAGAGAGAGCGAGUGGUCGGUGAAUGAGAAAUGAGAACAGGCAGUAAAAUAUUACACAGGCGCUUUGGCUGUUGAAAAGAAAUAUUAGUUCUUCAAUAAAAUGACCAAAUAAUUCAAAAGAAGGCAAGAUUAGUUCCUAAAAGGACUGUUAGAUAUUAAAUGUGAUUUUUCUUAAAAUGAACUCACGGUGUUGUAUUCCAGAUCCAUAAAGUGAGUCAUUGUUAUUAAGUCGUGGGUUUUCCUGAAAAUGAAGCUGCUCUACAUGGCAGCAAAACAGAAGAGAAAACUUUAUCAAUGUAAAUGUUGAGUUUGUUGUCAAUAAAAGAGAAUGACAAAAAGUAUUUUACACAGGAAAAAGAAGUCAUGACAUGUCCUUGUUUCUGUCCACGUGACAAUGUGUUUUUUAUUUUUAGCAAAAUGGAUAAAGUUUGUAUGUGAAGUUUCAUGCACAAGGAACGAGUGCAGAAGUUGAGAUGUUCAUUGUCUGAAAUCACAGAAAGAGUUUCAUUCACAUCAAACAAGGAAUGGAAGCCAUGAUUUCAUUUGUGUUUUUUUUUUUUUUUUUUUUUUUGUUGCUUUUUUCUUUCUUUUCUUAUAAGUGUAUCGUUAUCAUACUAUUACAACAUUAUCCACUUUGUAUUUUAACAUAACGCAACUGCAUGAUCUGAUACAUACAAUUUAGUUUAUGUGUUUGAAAUGACAGACUGGCCAUUUUAUGUGUCCUCUUUUUGACUUGUAUGGUUUUAGUAAAGAAUUGAUAAACCAUGAUGAAGAAUGUAAUGCUUUCUUUUAAAUAUUUUCAACUGUUUUGUCUUUCUCUCUCAUUUGAACCAGCUAUUCGGUUUAUUGUAGUUUUAGGAUUGAUAUUACUGCAACUCAUGUAUUUCUUUAUUUGACAUAUUUUUCAGAGCCAGAAAUGCACCAUUUAUAAAACUUACUCUUCAAUGACAACAUAACCAGAUCAUUUGAAUUUGAAGUUGUUCUCAUAUUGU